Messenger RNA from Caenorhabditis elegans, 446 nucleotides. It is a transcript of the gene F54A3.5, whose product is annotated as MICOS complex subunit Mic10. Gene Ontology annotation, cellular component: MICOS complex; mitochondrial inner membrane. The coding region runs from base 3 to 320 and encodes 105 amino acids. The record is from RefSeq and is marked reviewed. Lineage: Eukaryota; Metazoa; Nematoda; Chromadorea; Rhabditida; Rhabditidae. The transcript has 2 exons.
AGAUGGCUCCAGGUGCUUCAGCUCCAGCAGCUUCUCGUAGUGAAGAUGAAGUCGGACAGAAAAUCGACAGAUGUUUCGCCGAUUCUCUGCUUAAAGUGACUGGCGGUGUCGCUAUUGGAAUUGUCGCCAGUGUUGCGUUUUUUAAGAGCCGCUCGUGGCCAAUUUGGUUUGGAUCAGGCGUCGGUUUGGGCACCGGAUGGUCGAAUUGCCGUCACGAUUUCGCUUCGCCGUACGUUUUGCACGGAAAACGUGUUCCAGCUGGACAGGAUUCGCAAGGAAAACCGGCAUACAAUAUUAUCACCGAACAACACAAGCAAUAGAGAAAAGAAGAGAUAAAUUUUCGAUUUUUUUGAGAUUUUUUUGAAUUUCCGCCCGCCACCCCGCUUUUUUUUGUUCUCUCUUGUGUCGAAAAAUAGGAAAAUGUGUGAAUAAACUUAUGAAAAAAU